UUUACGAUGCUCGCACAAGCUCCCAGGUCACACUUGGUCCUGAAGCAUGCCAGUUUCCCAUGGGACCCCCCGGUCUGGGUGUCAUCCCUGCUCCCGCAGCUUCUCAGGACCAAAGGUGACACCUCGCACCUCUCACUACAUAUAGGAAGCAGCCUCCCAGCCCCUCCUCAUUAUCCCGUUCAAGCACUGACAGCCAGUCCUUUUGAGAUCAGCACCAGCCACAGCUGCAGACCCAUGGAGACGUCCUACUCCUCCGUCCAGUUCCAGGAGAGCUCUUUGCUGUUCGACUACGAGGCCCUGCUAGAAAAAUCUCUGCUCCACGAUCGGUCCUCGGACCCUGGCUACGUCAGCGCCUGCGGCAGCCUGUCUCCCACCUCCUCCGUGGACUCCUUCUGCUUCUCCCCCAUCUCCCUGCAGUCUUUGGGAAAUGACCCGGACGCUCUGGACAGUUUCUUCUUCGGCACCGCAGCGGGGCCUCACUCUGCCCAUCAGAUCUGUCCCGGAUCCGUCUCUGCAACCGCUGCCCCCGUGAAGGAGUCCAGGUCCAGGUAUCCAGGCAAGAAGCGGCAGACUGCCAGUGAGAGGGAGAAGCUGAGGAUGAGGGACCUGACCCGAGCUCUGAAUCACCUCAGGACGUACCUCCCGCCCUCUGUGGCGCCACCGGGGCAGACCCUGACCAAGAUCGAGACGCUGCGCCUCACCAUCCGGUACAUCUCCUACCUGUCUGAGCAGCUGGGCCUCAGCGAGGAGGCGCUGCAGCGGAGGAGAUCCUCGGGCACAGCGGCGCAGAUCCAGAGCAUCGAGCAGUUCCUGGAUGGACCAAUGACAAGCCGUGAAUCACAGGACAGAUGUGAGGCUGUGAGCGUGGAGCAACUGUCCUCUCUGCAACAUCCAUAUCAGGUUUCAAAUGGGCCAUACCUCAACAGUGAGCGGUGCUGGAUGACCCAGGAACAACCUGAACCUUUAUUCUUCACUGGACAAUAAAAACAAAACAAUUAACUAAAUAGUUUUCAAGGCAAUACUGAGACCUGUGAUCAAAAUAUAUAAAACAAAUAUAGUAAUAUAUGAACAGAACAUCUUAAUCCUGUUACUUUGGAUGUUUUUCUUUUGUACAUAGAGCUGUGUAUUUAUUAGUGUUUCACUCAACAGAAUAAACAAAAUUUAUCAUCAAAACAAA
Messenger RNA from Austrofundulus limnaeus, 1177 nucleotides. RefSeq lists its product as uncharacterized. Gene Ontology annotation, biological process: mesoderm formation; heart morphogenesis; somite rostral/caudal axis specification. The coding region runs from base 7 to 984 and encodes 325 amino acids. NCBI's taxonomy places the organism in Eukaryota, Metazoa, Chordata, Actinopteri, Cyprinodontiformes, Rivulidae. Gene Ontology annotation, cellular component: nucleus. The record is from RefSeq and is a predicted model, not a curated record. Gene Ontology annotation, molecular function: RNA polymerase II cis-regulatory region sequence-specific DNA binding; protein dimerization activity; DNA-binding transcription factor activity, RNA polymerase II-specific. The transcript has 2 exons.